UCUGGUCACUCUAAGGGCGGGGGUGGUUUUUGCGAAUGUUUUCUUUUGUUGUUGCUGCCCGAAGGAAAAUAACUUCAACUGAAAAUUAAACCAAUCAGCUAAUUAAAUUAAGUUAAAAAAACAAUAAAAUAUCAUAAAGCAUGAUAUAGCAGAGGAGAAUCGAGAAAUCACACUUGGAAGUACAAAUAAAAGUAGCUGCAAAGAUGACGCCAAGUUCUAUAUGGACCUUCGGCCUCCUGAGUGCUUUUCUUGUCACCUUGGGAUCAACGGCGAUUUCCUCGAGGGUUCUGGAGCUUAGCGACCGGUUUAUCGAUGUGCGACACGAGGGUCAGUGGCUGGUCAUGUUCUAUGCACCGUGGUGCGGCUACUGCAAAAAGACAGAGCCCAUCUUCGCUCUGGUGGCUCAGGCGCUCCAUGCCACCAAUGUGCGGGUGGGUCGCCUAGAUUGCACCAAGUAUCCAGCAGCAGCCAAGGAGUUCAAGGUUCGUGGUUAUCCCACCAUCAUGUUCAUCAAGGGCAACAUGGAGUUCACCUACAAUGGAGAUCGCGGUCGUGAUGAGCUGGUCGAUUAUGCUUUGAGGAUGUCUGGUCCUCCAGUUCAGCUGGUUACGCGAACGGAGAGUGUGGACAUGCUAAAGGGAUCCCAUACGAUCUUCUUUAUUUUUGUGGGCCAGCAGGAGGGCGUGGUGUGGGAUACGUACUAUGCUGCAGCGGAGGGUUACCAGGAGCAUGGAUUUUUCUAUGCCACCAGUGAGGAUAUCGCAGCCCAGCACUUUGACUUUGAGAAACUACCAGCAGUUAUUGUUUACAAGGAGGAACAGCACCACUUCUAUCCGCACGGACACCUCGCGCAUGAAAUGGACCCUAAUGAAGUUAACGAGACCGUUUUCCAGUGGGUGAAUGUUGAGAGGUUCACACUCUUCCCGAAGGUCACUCGAUUCAACAUUCAUCAGCUGCUAAAGACAAAUAAGUAUCUAGUUCUGGCUGUUGUGCAGGAGGAUAAGCUCAAUCAGAUAGCCACCCAUGAACUGGAGUUCCGGGACAUGGUCGAGGGCGUGAUAAGGAAACACAGGGCACGAUAUCAUGAGAAGUUCCAAUUCGGAUGGAUCGGUGAGCCAUCUAUAGCACACUCCAUCAUUCUGGAUCAACUGCCUACGCCGCAUUUGAUAGCGAUUAACUCGAGCACCCAACACCACUACUUACCAGACGAUGAUCCCAUUCAGAUGACCCCGCAGGCACUGCAUCUCUUCCUGGAAUCCAUUAGUAAUGAUAGUGCGAUUGCAUAUGGAGGAGAUACGUAUUUUGUGCGAGUGAAUCGUGCGCUAUUCGAAGUGCGAAGAGCCCUUAGGGAUAUGUGGCUGGGAAAUCCCGUGCUGACCACUGUUAUCUUUGGUCUGCCGCUUGGAUUCCUCUCGCUCAUUAUGUAUUCCAUUUUCUGUGGCGAUUGUUUGGUCACUGAGGAUGAUCAGGAUGAAGAUCACGAAAAGAAAGAGUAAAAAGAACACUAACAGAAAGACCGAAAGCAAUUAGAUGAAGGUAAAUCAGGUGAUCUCGAGAAGAAUUUUAAGUUUCGUAGAAGAUCCCGAGAAAAAAAUUAAAGCAAACCAAAAGGAGUACGAAGAGAAGAAAGCGAAAAGAAGUCGUAGCAGAUCCCAUCCCCUAGAGCAACUUUUCUACCGUAUAUAUAUGUAAGCCAAAUCUAGUCCUAUGUCAUCUCAUCUCCGCUGGGCGAGAACUUCCAAAUCUGCUUAAAGAAUCGCCAUUUGACACAAUGAAAUCAAUUCGCAUUCGUGCGUCUGGUUCUUUUUUUUCGUUUUAAGUUAGUAAAAGUAAUAAACAUGUUUUAGCGGAUGCGAA
This is a messenger RNA of Drosophila rhopaloa, 1857 nucleotides long. RefSeq names its product protein disulfide-isomerase TMX3 (gene Tmx3). Gene Ontology annotation, biological process: peptidyl-cysteine oxidation. Gene Ontology annotation, cellular component: endoplasmic reticulum. The coding region runs from base 204 to 1496 and encodes 430 amino acids. Lineage: Eukaryota; Metazoa; Arthropoda; Insecta; Diptera; Drosophilidae. The record is from RefSeq and is a predicted model, not a curated record. Gene Ontology annotation, molecular function: protein disulfide isomerase activity. The transcript has 4 exons.